UAUUGCAUCAGACCUGUGGCAGGCAAGGCGAUGUUUUGGACCCUUAAUCGUUCUAACUUGACGCUCAUGUUGAAACACAGGACGGAUUCAAGGAAGCAUGCAGUAAGGUUUAUGAGGCAGUAAUCACAUUCCUGCUGGGGGAAUGGGGAUUGACACUAACACAACCGCUCUAGUCCUGAUAUGUUUGGCAGGGAGUGUUAUCGUCAUCCUGCUCCUUGUAGUCAUGUGUUUCCAACUAGGACUAGUUGACAGAAUAAAGAAGUCACAUCGGACACGUUCCAGGAGGUCAAAACGAGAGACAUCUGAAGGGGGCGUCACACAGAGCACAUCUUUAUCAUUGGAAGAUCCUUUGAAGACGUCGAACGAACCCGGUCUGAAGCCGUCAAAUGAACCGGUUGAUACUUUGGUUCAAGAUGAAUUUGAUUCAUCUCCAGAAGGAACGGAAUGCAACAUUUAUGAGGAAUGUCUUGAAGACGCAUCUACUGCAACUGAAACUGGCAGAGACCUCAACACAUCCAUCUACCUGUACAUGAACAAAUCUACAAGAGACGUCUCAACAAGAAGCUCUAAUUGUGUCCCCCCGGGUACAUCAUACCUGGUUGAUGACCACUCAGGAAGUAGUCACAGGGGAUGGACUGAUCGGCACAGGUCGGUACCCGUAGCCCGUUGUCCUCCGUUAUGGACAAAUCCUGAAGUAGAAAUAAUGACAAAUGAAAUUCAGAGACCAGAACAAGAGAGAAUCAAACCACGCUUAACACAUUCAGUUUGUGAACCACUACGAAGCCCUCUUUCCCUUCCACCUAGGCCAUCGAUUGACAUUUCAGACCAUGAUGAAUCCUUUGGAUCAGCUGAAGAUCUGUUCAAAGGGGGAUGGUGGAAGUCAACAGAAUCCUUAAACAAAGGAGACAGCAUCGAUGAUGAUGUCUUCAAAGACGACGAUUUAACCUCCGCAGUUUCACAGAGCGAAGACAAGAUGGCAUGGCGGAAAUCAAAGCAAUCACUGAAGGAAGAUAGUCUCAAGGCUAACUCACCCUUUAAUGGGGAUUGGCGUCUAUCCAAACAAUCUUUUAAGGGAGAUCUUCUGAAGGCAGACGGCACAUGCAAUAGGGAUUGGUUGUCAUCUAAUCACUCAUUAAAGGUCGAUGGCUUCAAGACUGAUAACAUCUUCACGGGGAGAUGGUGGGAAUCAAAGGAAUCAUUGAAGAUAAUUGAAUUUGAGAAUGAGGACAUCAAAUUUAGAGAUCCCAUAAGAAGAAAAUCUUUCUCUGGUCCAAGUUGCUCUUCCAGGAGUGUCUAUGUAUACAUGAAGACAGGCACAUCGCCUGAUUCUGGUCGAUCUCCUCCAGAAGACAAACGAAGAAGAAGCAAAAGCUUAACCCUCCCGGAUGUCUUUAAGGAAAGUACCGGGUAUCAAGCAGAUCUGACUCCCCCUUCCCUGUCUGUGUGGUACCCACCAGACUUUACAGAAAGCCUUCAGUCUCCCCCGCCGCCUCACUCACCACCCAAACCGUGUACAUCCCCAAACUAUGUCAACUUUCGUGGAACUCUGCCAAACCGAUUCUGACUGGUUAAACCACGACAUAUAAUGUACACAGCAGUGUGUAAUUGAAACUGUAGAUGUGUGACUUUCAACCAUAUACUGCAGUACUUUUGCCGAUGUGAAAUGGUACCUUCAAGCGAUUCUGAAUCGCACUGACAUUGGUCUUUUCUGAUAUUGGGGCGGUGGGGUAGCCUAGUGGUUAAAGCUCUCGCUCGUAACGUCAAAUACCCGGGUCGAUUCCCCACAUGGGUACAAUGUGUGACAUUGCUGGAAUAUUGCUAAAAGCGGCGUAAAACUAAACUAACUCACUCACCUCUUUUCAGGUAUUCCCCCAAUGUUAAAGGAUGCGACGAAAUCGUGUUGGAUGACCAAUAUACGCAUCUGACUAAGCUGUGACAAUUAUGUGUAUUCAACCUUCGUGCAAGACGAGGAUCAUGUGGUUUCAAAUGUGACCAAAACUCCCAUGAACCUUCACUAAGCGCCACUCACCCAGCUUCCGUUGAACGCUAAACUUUCAGUUACGAUAGUGGUCUGAUCUUGGGUUUUGAAUCACGCACGCACGCACGCACACACAAAUCAUCUCUGGGCCCUAACACCACCCCCCCCCCCUUAUCUUUCUCUCCCUCUCUCACACACACACUACAUUAAGGUAAGACGUGUUAUAACUGUAAUGCCCUUAAAAACCUGGUUAAAUUCAACUUGUUCAUUCACUAAAUUACGACAACACGAAUAUCUCCCUUUUAUCAGAGUCCAUCCUCAACGAUGUCCUAGCCUAAACCACUAACUCUCCCAUCUAUCACCAUCACUAUACUAUUUUCUUUGUCACAUUGAUUCUCUUCCCUUUGCCCUCAACUUCACCUCAGUCCAUUCAAUGCUAUCACAGACCUGUGAAGGUCCGGGUUAGAAUGAACCUUCAGUAACCCAUGCUUGUCGUAAGAGGCGACUAA
Messenger RNA from Haliotis rubra (blacklip abalone), 2487 nucleotides. RefSeq lists its product as uncharacterized. Bases 143 to 1564 code for a protein of 473 amino acids. The record is from RefSeq and is a predicted model, not a curated record. The transcript is spliced from 4 exons. Lineage: Eukaryota; Metazoa; Mollusca; Gastropoda; Lepetellida; Haliotidae.